This is a messenger RNA of Porites lobata, 696 nucleotides long. NCBI's taxonomy places the organism in Eukaryota, Metazoa, Cnidaria, Anthozoa, Scleractinia, Poritidae. The record is from the annotation of a GenBank genome assembly.
AAGUUAAAUUUGAGGCCUCUCGGGGUGGAAAGUAAUACAGAAAGAGGGGACCGCUUUUGGAACAGAAAUGUGGUGGAGAUGAAAUUUUCCGUUAAACAUGACUGGAUGAAGAGGGUUCGUUUCCCCGAGAGCAAGCCGAACUACGGGAUGAGGGAGCUCGACCCCAUCCUGGAAGAGCUCACGGGGAACAAGCUUGAGCUUAUUGGCCCCAUGUUGGAUGGGUUUAUACAAGAAAUCGGGCUUUCAAUUCAUGCCAAGCUCGGCAGAUCAAGAAUGACUGGUCUCAUGGCACCCGUCGUCUUAUUUAUGCCCUUCCAAAUCUUCAAACAUCUGUGGGUCCUGGUACAAGGUUAUGGCGGAAACAUUGAAUCCUCAAAGAAAGGAGAGAAAAUAACGUUGACAAUCACACGACCCGACACGGCAGAGAAAAUUUGGUUGCCACCAAGAUUUUCAGGGGAGAAUUUUUUAAAGAAGCGACACUAUGAAAAAAUUCCUGAGAAGGGUCGAAUAAUUCAAACCUUCAGUGGCAAAUCAAUCGUUGUUGUCACGCAAGCAACUCCAAUUGAAAUAAAGAUCUCCAUGAAACAUCAGAGGAUCACCACAACUUUUUACGUUCAGCGCUAUGACCGAAAUGGUUUUGGGAAGGAUUCUAAUUUACAGAAACUCAUGAACUUGACCGAGCAACAACAGGACUGA